AUGGUUCUUUUUAAGUUGUCCUUCCCACUAUUUACUCUUCCCCUUCAACCCUUAUUUUACCUUUGUCCUCCAACCCCUCCAUCUCUACCCUCCAAACCUUCCAUCUCUACCCCCACCAAACCUUCCAUCUCUACUCCCUCCAAACCUUCCAUCUCUACCCUCCAAAUCUUCCAUCUCUACCCUCCAAACCUUCCAUCUCUACCCUCCAAACCUUCCAUCUCUACCCCCACCAAACCUUCCAUCUCUACCCUCCAAACCUUCCAUCUCUACCCCCUCUACCCCCACCAAACCUUCCAUAUCUACCCUCCAAACCUUCCAUCUCUACCCUCCAAACCUUCCAUCUCUACCCUCCAAACCUCUCUCUACCCUCCAAACCUUCCAUCUCUACCCUCCAAACCUUCCAUCUCUACUCUCCAAACCUUCCAUCUCUACCCCCCUUCCACCAAAACCUUCCAUCUCUACCCCCACCAAACCUUCCAUCUCUACCCUCCCAAACCUUCCAUCUCUACCCUCCAAACCUUCCAUCUCUACUCUCCAAACCUUCCAUCUCUACCCCCACCAACUCCCUCCAAACCUUCCAUCUCUACCCCCACCAAACCUUCCAUCUCUACCCUCCAAACCUUCCAUCUCUACCCACCAAACCUUCCAUCUCUACUCCCUCCAAACCUUCCAUCUCUACCCCCUUCCAUCCAAAACCUUCCAUCUCUACCCACCAAACCUUCCAUCUCUACCCACCAAACCUUCCAUCUCUACUCCCUCCAAACCUUCCAUCUCUACCCCCACCAAACCUUCCAUCUCUACCCCCACCAAACCUUCCAUCUCUACCCUCCAAACCUUCCAUCUCUACCCACCAAACCUUCCAUCUCUACCCACCAAACCUUCCAUCUCUACCCCCACCAAACCUUCCAUCUCUACUCCCUCCAAACCUUCCAUCUCUACCCCCACCAAACCUUCCAUCUCUACCCACCAAACCUUCCAUCUCUACCCACCAAACCUUCCAUCUCUACUCCCUCCAAACCUUCCAUCUCUACCCACCAAACCUUCCAUCAUUACCCACCAAACCUUCCAUCUCUACCCACCAAACCUUCCAUCUCUACCCUCCAAACCUUCCAUCUCUACCCACCAAACCUUCCAUCAUUACCCACCAAACCUUCCAUCUCUACCCACCAAACCUUCCAUCUCUACCCACCAAACCUUCCAUCUCUACCCACCAAACCUUCCAUCUCUACUCCCUCCAAACCUUCCAUCUCUACCCCCACCAAACCUUCCAUCUCUACCCCCACCAAACCUUCCUUCUCUACCCUCCAAACCUUCCAUCUCUACCCACCAAACCUUCCAUCAUUACCCACCAAACCUUCCAUCUCUACCCUCCAAACCUUCCAUCUCUACCCUCCAAACCUUCCAUCUCUACCCUCCAAACCUUCCAUCUCUACCCACCAAACCUUCCAUCUCUACCCUCCAAACCUUCCAUCUCUACCCUCCAAACCUUCCAGUUUGUCUCAAUAA
Procambarus clarkii (red swamp crayfish) is the source of this 1506-nucleotide messenger RNA. Lineage: Eukaryota; Metazoa; Arthropoda; Malacostraca; Decapoda; Cambaridae. The record is from RefSeq and is a predicted model, not a curated record.